CACCCGCGUGGACAUACGCCUAAUUUAGCAAUAGAGCAAGCAACCUCCCUAGCUUCACUCACUCUGAAUCUUAGUUGCUUUAUGCACCGUAUAAACGACGACGAAUAUUUGAGAAAGAAAGAUAGUUUUUUCUAACAAUGGCAGAUCGAAUACGGGGUUCAAUCGGAGAAGAAGCUCGCACAUAUAUUUAUAUCCUUCUCUACAUCGUCCUUUCUAGUGGGCAGAUAUUCUUCAAUAAGUGGGUUUUAUCAUCCAAAGAAAUCAACUUUCCAUACCCUCUUGGAUUGACUCUUCUUCACAUGGUCUUUUCAUCCGUAGUGUGCUUUAUCCUUUGUAAAGUUCUGAAGCUUAUGAAGGUUGAGGAAGGAAUGACUACAGAAAUUUAUGUUCAAUCUGUUGUUCCAAUUGGAGCAAUGUUCGCGAUGACUUUGUGGCUGGGAAACACUGCAUACCUCUAUAUAUCUGUCUCAUUUGCACAAAUGUUGAAAGCCAUCAUGCCCGUGGCAGUUUUCCUACUUGGUGCAAUGGCUGGACUGGAAGUAAUGAGCUGCAGAAUGCUUCUUAUUAUGUCUGUUAUCAGUUUUGGAGUUCUUGUGGCUUCCUAUGGGGAAAUAAAUGUUAACUGGAUUGGAGUUGUUUACCAAAUGGGUGGGGUUGUUGGAGAAGCGCUGAGGCUCAUCUUCAUGGAGAUUUUGGUGAAAAGGAAGGGUCUGAAGCUAAACCCGAUUUCCGUGAUGUACUAUGUUAGUCCCUUCAGUGCUCUAUGUCUCUUCAUCCCCUGGAUAUUUCUUGAAAAGCCAAAGAUGGAUGAAGCUAACUGGAGUUUCCAACCACUAACUUUGGCUCUCAAUUCUCUUUGUACUUUCGCACUCAAUCUAUCAGUUUUCCUGGUCAUAUCUCAUACAAGUGCACUGACAAUCCGUGUUGCGGGGGUCGUUAAGGACUGGGUGGUCGUCUUACUUUCAGCUGCUUUGUUUGCAGAUACAAAGCUGACAGUUAUCAACCUAUUAGGUUACGGCAUUGCUAUUGCAGGUGUGGCCGCAUACAAUAACUUUAAGUUGAAAAAAGAAACUCACCGACCAAUCCCGGAUGAAGCUCGCGAAGAUGAGAUGUCAACAGUGACAUUGAUUCCUCAAAAAACAGAUACAUAGAAAGACGGGUCUCAGAAUUAGUCUUGAGUUCGUUAAACAGACACACGAUUCUUUAGCUGGUACAGGAUACUUGUCAUCUUUCCACGAAAAACUGUAUAUGAUGAGAUAAAACCUCCUGUGUUGGAGAUUCAUUAGAGAUUGGAGGGACCAGGAAAAGGGACAACGAAGUUUCUUCUUUUGAUACCUCCUGAAGUUUGUUGAUUGUAUUCUACAUAAAAUGAUUUGUUGUAAUUUGUAAAGCCACGAUGAGUAACUGUUGCUCAACUCAAUAUUUAUUUUUCUGUAUCAGUAUCAUGUUCUCUUGUUAAUGAUCUUUGAGUAUUAGGAAUAAAGCCAUCUGAUCGUGUGAAUUUUUCC
Molecule: messenger RNA, 1508 nt
Organism: Papaver somniferum (opium poppy)
Lineage: Eukaryota; Viridiplantae; Streptophyta; Magnoliopsida; Ranunculales; Papaveraceae
Product: probable sugar phosphate/phosphate translocator At3g14410
Exons: 8
Coding region: 138-1151 (337 amino acids)
Cellular component (GO): Golgi apparatus; trans-Golgi network; endosome
Molecular function (GO): antiporter activity
Source: RefSeq, a predicted model, not a curated record